Lampris incognitus (smalleye Pacific opah) is the source of this 1944-nucleotide messenger RNA. Its product is annotated as protein SOGA3-like. The transcript has 8 exons. Gene Ontology annotation, biological process: regulation of autophagy. Bases 16 to 1944 code for a protein of 642 amino acids. NCBI's taxonomy places the organism in Eukaryota, Metazoa, Chordata, Actinopteri, Lampriformes, Lampridae. The record is from RefSeq and is a predicted model, not a curated record.
GCCUUUCAAGACGAAAUGGAGAGACUACUAGAGGAAAAUGAGGAUCUCAAGUGUGAGAUUGAAGAGAUGAGGACUGAGAUGGAUGAGAUGCGUGACACAUUCUACGAAGAGGACACCUGCCAGCUGCAGGAAAUGAGGCGCGAGCUCGAGCGAGCCAAUAAGAACUGCCGGAUCCUGCAGUACCGGCUGCGGAAGGCUGAGAGGAAGAGGCUGCGCUACGCCCAAACGGGAGAGAUCGAUGAGGAGUUACUAAGGAGUCUGGAGCAGGACCUGAAGGUAGCCAAGGACGUGUCUGUGCGGCUGCACCAUGAGCUGGAGAACGUAGAGGAGAAACGCACAAAGACAGAGGAUGAGAAUGAAAAACUGAGACAGAAACUGAUAGAGGUGGAGGUUACGAAACAAGCCCUGCAGAACGAACUAGACAAAUCCAAAGAGUCUCAAAAGAGAAGAGGAAGCAAGGACAUUCAGAAGACAGACAAGAAAGCCGCACAGACCCCUACGGAGGAAGACAACGAGGACCUCAAGUGUCAGCUAGCCUUCAUCAAAGAGGAAGCAGUCCUCAUGAGGAAGAAAACAGCCAAGAUUGACAAGGAGAAGGACCGCUUGGAGCAGGAGCUGCAGAAGUACCGCUCCUUCUACGGCGAUCUGGACAGCCCCCAUCCCAAAGGAGAGGCAGGGGGACCACCCACCACCCGCGAGUCAGAGCUGAAGCUACGCCUUCGGCUUGUGGAGGAGGAGGCAAACAUCUUAGGGAGGAAGAUUGUUGAACUAGAGGUUGAGAACCGUGGCUUGAGGGCUGAGUUAGAUGACCUCCGUGGUGAAGGGGAGGGAGCAGGAAGCUCUGGGAGUGGAGUGACGGGUGGGCCUGGUGCCGGGCGAGGCCUGGGGGAGGAUCUGACAGAGCUCCGACAGCAACUGCAGCUGGUGGAGGACGAGGCUGAGCUUCUUAGGAGGAACCUUGCUGAUGCUGAGGACCAAAACAAGAGGGUGACAACUGAACUCAACAAGCUGCGUUUUAAAGCCGGCACCCAUGAGGGAAGUGCCAGGCAUGGAGGAGCCAUGGGAGGUGCAGGGAUUGAUGGCGCAAAGGCGGAGGCCCUGCAGGAGGAGCUGAAGGCAGCAAGGCUACAAAUUAAUGACUUGAGUGGCAAGGUAAUGCAGCUGCAGUAUGAGAACCGUGUGCUGCUCUCCAACAUGCAACGCUAUGACCUGGCCUCCCAUCUCUCCCUGAGGCCCAGCCCCCGGGACAGCGAUGCCGAAAGUGAUGCCGGUGGUGUGACGAGCGGUCGGCGUGAGAGUGACGAUGACUCCACCUCCUCUCGCCUGCUGCCACCACACCGCAAGCGUGAAGGCCCUGUAGGCGGCGAGAGUGACUCCGAUGAGGUCAGAAACAACAAUGGUGGCAGCCGCUGCCUUACACCAACUCGUGGCCUCUACACCCCAACAGGACCCGAGGGCGCCACCUCCUCCUCUUCCUCUGCCUGUGCAGCCAUGGCCCGCUUCCUUCCCGGUGGCCGAUGCAACCUGCAUGAAAGACAGCAGAUGAUUGAUAUCCGUAUUGAGGCAGAGAGGCUUGUCCGGACCAUCGACCGUCUCAUCGCUGAUACAGCUACCAUCAUAUCUGAGGCCCGGGUCUACGUUUCUAAUGGUGACCUGAUGUUCAGUCGAGGAGUGGAGGAGGGGGGAGAGGAGGAAGGAGGCAGGAUCAGGGAACAUGAGCUGCUCUAUCGCAUUAACGCCCAAAUGAAGGCCUUCCGUAAAGAACUGCAGGCCUUCAUAGACAGGCUAGAGGUGCACAAGCUUGAGGACAGGGAGGCAGAGGAGCCGCUGUCGAUGUUCCAGCCUAUCAUCUUACUCAUCCUCAUCCUCGUGUUAUUCUCAUCCCUUUCCUAUGCCACCAUCUUUAAACUUGUCUUUCUUUUCACACUCUUCUUUGUUCUGUAA